Suillus bovinus is the source of this 1918-nucleotide messenger RNA. RefSeq lists its product as uncharacterized. Gene Ontology annotation, biological process: protein desumoylation. Gene Ontology annotation, molecular function: SUMO-specific endopeptidase activity. Bases 127 to 1725 code for a protein of 532 amino acids. The transcript has 7 exons. The record is from RefSeq and is a predicted model, not a curated record. Gene Ontology annotation, cellular component: cytoplasm; nucleus. NCBI's taxonomy places the organism in Eukaryota, Fungi, Basidiomycota, Agaricomycetes, Boletales, Suillaceae.
CUCAUAGCAGAUCCUGAAGAACUGUGCGACUUUUUUUUUUUUUCAUCAUUAGCGCUUUGUUUCAUUUCUCAUCUGUUUACCAGAAUUCUCGUAUAUCCCGCAUCUGGCCCUGGCGCAUUAAACAUUAUGGGCAGCGAUUUGAACAGGCUUAGACCGCACGAGUUCCUCAAUGAUACAUUGAUAGAGUUUGGUUUAAAGCUUUGGCUUGCUGAUCUCAAGGAGCAAAAUCCAGAUUUUGCGGAACAAAUUCACGUUUUCAGUUCGUUCUUCUAUAAGAAGCUCAACAACAAGAAAAGCUUGGAUGAAGGAUACCAAAGCGUGAAGAAAUGGACGUCGAGGGUUAAUAUAUUCUCGAAGAAAUACAUAAUUGUACCGAUUAACGAGAAUCUUCACUGGUACCUCGCCAUUAUCUAUGAACCCGAGCACACUCUUCUCCCACCUCUGCCUCAGAAAGAACCUUCGCUUUCUCAACGAGCAAAGCUAAGGCGAAAGACUGCUACUGAGCCAGACGUGAUCCCUAUGACAGAGCCUGAGGCUGCGCCAUCCGACGACCUACCAACAUCAGGAGCACGAUCAGAGCCAGAUGCUGAAGCAGCCUCACUGCACGCUACUUGCGCGUCCACGCCAAGUGUUACGCAAGAUGAAGACAUGGAUGAUAUCUCACCUGUGGACUUCACACAGUCAUGUUCAAUAUCCAACCUGCUUCCUCCGAUACUACUCAGGGCUUCAUCAACCAAUUCUGUAUCUACACAAGGCAGGUCUGCCUCUGUUGGCAAGGUCUCAGGAAGAUCGGUGUCCGUCGAAGCACAGGUAGACUUAGUUUUACCGACGUCUUCUCCACGUCUGGAACCGAUGGAUGUUGACGUCACCGUUAUCGACAUCGAUACGAUCCCAGAGGGGACCGAGCCAAAGGAUAAUCUUUCAUCUUCCAAUGCAUCAACCUCAAUACAGGUAUCCGAGCCUCCCAGCGCUCCAUCAUCGAAACCUCCGUCUCGUAUGACUGGUAUCUCUACGGCUCACUUUUAUGGAGCCUCUGCCAAGAGCAAGGGUAAGCAGAAGGCUGUUGAGCCCGCUGUUGUAACGGAUUCCGAAGAGGAGGACGAACUUAAUGAGGACGAGAAGCAUGAAAGGGAAGUAGAUGCUAUGUUGGACGUCCAACCCAGUUUUGCAACUCAGACUUCCAAUGAUCCUCUUAAUACCUGGAUCUUCACGCUUGAUUCCCUAGGUUCACGGCAUCCUCAGGCACAGAAGGUAUUGCGACAUUGGCUUAAGGCUGAAGCAAAAGACAAGCAACAACUUGACGAGGUGAGACUGGCCGAAGUCAAGCUUGCGCAGGUCCCAUCUCAGCCCAACUUUGCCGACUGCGGCGUCUACCUGCUACAUUUCGCUAAAACUUUCCUUUCAAAUCCUGUUUACUACUUCAACCUCAUCCACCAAAGCAAGAAAGUGUGUCCUGCCGAACAGCGCAAACUCGACUGGAAUGAGCGUGUGGUACAACAUUCCCGGAAAGAUCUUAUCGAACGGAUCCGAGCCCUUUCCGAAGAGUGGAAAGCUUCGAGGGUGGUGAAGGAAGAGGACGCGAAGCGCAAGCGGGGGAGCGAAGAGCUCAGGCAAGCUGAUAACGAUUCGGAUGUGGAGGUGGACAUCCUUGAGGACGUGAAGGUCCCACAGCCCACGCUCAAGUCAAAGGAGAAAGAUCGACCGGUGAAGAGGUUGCGUGGUUGAAGGGCCUUGGCACCUCCACUAACAAGGAAGCUACUUACGAGACUGAUUAUUUUUGAAGCAUACUUUUUACAUCCUGCAUACCGAGUCUCAUUGGACGGGUGUACCCUAUUAAUAAUGUCAAUGCUGGGCAUCAGAACACAAACAACCGCUGUACAAUCAUAAUGAAUUUAUUUCCAAAGUCUCAAGCAGUCAG